Dromiciops gliroides (monito del monte) is the source of this 1807-nucleotide messenger RNA. It is a transcript of the gene F2RL1, whose product is annotated as F2R like trypsin receptor 1. Gene Ontology annotation, cellular component: membrane. Gene Ontology annotation, biological process: phospholipase C-activating G protein-coupled receptor signaling pathway; thrombin-activated receptor signaling pathway; positive regulation of Rho protein signal transduction. Gene Ontology annotation, molecular function: thrombin-activated receptor activity. Lineage: Eukaryota; Metazoa; Chordata; Mammalia; Microbiotheria; Microbiotheriidae. The record is from RefSeq and is a predicted model, not a curated record. Bases 263 to 1477 code for a protein of 404 amino acids. The transcript is spliced from 3 exons.
AGAAGAGGAGGACUCCUCCACUUUCAGCAGGUUGAAGGCGUGCUCCAACCCACAGGUGGGCGGGCCACGGGGACGGGACUUCGGCUUGCAACUUUCGAAGUAGGCGGGGCCAAGCCCCAGGCUCUGACGUCCCUCAGGAUCUCAGGAGCGGUGGUCGAAGGAAGAACAAGGGCGGCAGGGUCAGGUCUGAACCUCCGCAGCUCCGGUGGUCGUAGCAGAGGCUGUCCCGGCCCGGGACCCGUCCCUGGGCUGCCCCGAGAAGAUGCGCGCCUGGGGCCCGGCGUGGUUGCUGGGGUGCGCAGCCCUGCUAGCCGCUGCACUCGACUCUUCCUCCUCCUCCUCCUCUGGCCACUUGUCUCCAGGAGGCAACAAAACCAAGGGGAGAAGUCUUAUUGGUCAUAAGAUCCCCUCAGCAAAUACCUCAUCCAAGGGGAAUGGAGAAGUUUCAAAGGAGUCAGGAUUCUUUGUGGAUCCAUUUUCUGCUGAAAUUCUCACUGGAGGACUGACUACAGUCUUCCUCCCAACUGUCUACAUAAUUGUAUUUAUUAUUGGCUUGCCAAGCAAUGGCAUGGCUCUGUGGGUCUUCCUUUUCCGAACACAAAAGAAACACCCUGCUGUGAUUUACAUGGCUAACUUAGCCUUAGCAGAUCUCUUAUCCGUCAUCUGGUUUCCCUUGAAGAUCGCCUAUCAUAUAAAUGGCAACAACUGGACUUAUGGGGAAGGUUUGUGCAAGGUGUUGAUUGGUUUUUUCUACGGCAACAUGUACUGUUCCAUUCUCUUCAUGACUUGCCUCAGUGUACAGAGGUACUGGGUUAUUGUGAAUCCCAUUGUGCACUCUAGGAAGCUGUCUAACAUUGCCAUAGGGGUUUCCAUUGGAAUAUGGCUGCUGAUUCUACUGGUAACCAUUCCCCUGUAUGUUGUGAAGCAAACUGUCUAUAUUCCGGCCCUUAACAUCACAACGUGCCAUGAUGUUUUGCCUGCAAACGUGCUGGCGGGAGAUAUGUUCAAUUAUUUCCUCUCUCUGGCCAUCGGUGUCUUCCUGUUCCCAGCUUGUCUCACAGCCUCUGCCUAUGUCCUCAUGAUCCGGACACUCCAUUCUUCUGCUAUGGAUGAUUCUGGAAGGAAGAGGAGGAGAGCCAUCAAACUCAUUAUCACUGUACUGGCCAUGUACCUGAUCUGUUUCACACCCAGUAACAUUUUGCUCGUGGUGCAUUAUUUCCUGAUUAGAACCAGAAGCCAGAGCCAUGUCUAUGCUCUGUACAUGGUAGCGCUCUGCCUCUCAACCCUUAACAGCUGUAUUGAUCCCUUUGUCUAUUACUUUGUUUCUCAAGAUUUUAGGGAUCAUGCGAAGAAUGCCCUUCUUUGUCGAAGUGUUCGGACUGUGAAGAGAAUGCAAGUGUCCCUCACUUCCAAGAAAUUAUCUCGGAAAUCCAGCUCUUACUCAUCUAGUUCCACCAGUGUUAAGGCCUCUUACUGAUAUGCUUUUCAUAUCAUCAGAUAGAAUAUCAUUGUAGGACUUAGAGCCUAUUACACAUUUCACAAAGCAUUUUCCCAUCACAUUCUGCAUUCUUAAUCAGUGGAGAUUGUACUGUGGCUCAGAUGGAGCCCCAUACCCAGUGUUUCUAAGUGUUCCUAUAUACAGCAAGUACUUUCAGUUCAAAUGGACAUUUCAUGGUAUGGGAUAAACAACUGAAGGGGGCAGCUAGGGGGCGCAGUGGAUAAAGUACCGACCCUGGAUUCAGAUGGACCUGAGUUCAAAUCUGGCCUCAAAUACUUGAGACUUACUAGCUGGGUGAUCCUGGACAAG